GUCAACACAUAUCAAUCAUACGCCGAGUGUGUCCAAUUAGCGACUGCUGCAGGUGUUUGCUCUGUUCUUCGGCCAGACUCUCCAAAUUUAAUUACACGCCAUGUGAUCCAUGAAGAGUGCUGCAAUCACAAGAAGAGAACAAAUCUCCAGUCAUCGCAGAAUCAUUAUAAUAGAGCAGGCCCUGCCGUCAAAGUACAAAAAAAAUAAUAAGAAUCGUUCAAGUUUUACUCCGAUCGGAUCUGCGAACUGGAUAUCUUUUAGCAUAGCAUAGCAGCUAAUUAUACAAACUAAUCUAUAUAAAUAUCGAUUCGAGAACCUUCUGCCGAACGAGUUCCGGUUCGAGUUGGCUAGUUGCCAGUUGCAGAGCCAGAAUGACGACCUACAUGAAGAUUGUCGAGGAGCGCAUCUCCGGUCUCUCAAAGGGAGUGGAUGAGACGGUGGACAGCUGGUUCCUGAUGAGCUCCCCUGCCCCCGUGGUGGGCGUGGUCCUGGUCUACCUGGCCUUCGUGCUGAAGAUCGGACCCGAGUACAUGAAGAACCGCAAGCCCAUGGACCUCAAGCGCAUCAUGGUCUUCUAUAAUGCCUUUCAGGUCUUGUACUCCAUUUGGAUGUGCCGCACGUCCAUCCAAGAGAGCAAUGUGAUGGCCUCGAUCUUCUCAAAGAAGUGCGAAAUCAACCGCACCAGGGAGCAGAAUCUGACCCUCUACUCCGGCGCCUGGUUCUACUUCUUCUCGAAGAUCAUUGAUCUCCUGGACACGACGUUCUUUGUGCUGCGCAAGAAGGACAACCAGGUGUCCUUCCUGCACGUCUACCAUCACACGAUCACGGUGCUCUUCUCCUGGGGCUACCUGAAGUACGCUCCCGGGGAGCAGGGCGUGAUCAUUGGAAUCCUCAACUCCGGAGUGCACAUCAUCAUGUACUUCUACUACAUGGUGGCCGCAAUGGGACCCCAGUACCAAAAGUACCUGUGGUGGAAGAAGUACAUGACCAGCAUCCAGCUGAUCCAGUUCGUCCUCAUCCUGGGCUACAUGCUGACCGUGGGCGCCAAGGGCUGCAACAUGCCCAAGACGCUGACCUUCUUCUUCGUGGGCAACACCAUCAUCUUCCUGUACCUGUUCGGCAACUUCUACCGCAAGACCUACAAGAAGGCCAAGAGUCUGGAUGGCGGCAGUCGCACCACCGGCAGCAGUUUGGCCCAAUCCGCCCUGAGGGCCGCCGGGGGAAUGGGUUGCAUGCCCCAGACUAUGAACGUCGGAAAGCACAUCCUGCAGAACGGACAGUCUGGAAAGGCCUAUCUCGAUCUGAACAACAACAGCGUGAAGCCAAUGAAGCUGGAAUGAGAGAGCGAUACUACCUGGUAUCAUUGGGUUUUCAGUUAUUUAGCAAUUACGUCCUUUAGCGCGGGGUUUAGUUCGUAACUCUUAUCUUUACCUGUAUCAUUUAUCUGUAGUCUGCGGAGAAUAACUUGUAUAAUGUUUAUAUGCCGGGCAGGCGACGAUUCAAACCCAAAAAGUAGCUAGAACCCUAAGUGUGUGAAUGUGGCCAAGUUUGACUGAGUACGUGUUAAUGUUUUUCUAGCUGAGUGUGUGUGUGUGCUAGAGCUUAUUAAUGAAAUGCAGCCGUAAAUCGUUUCUCGAAACAAGAAGAAUUCAAUAAAACUUUAAUUUUGUAUAUUUAAUAAAAA
Molecule: messenger RNA, 1684 nt
Organism: Drosophila subpulchrella
Lineage: Eukaryota; Metazoa; Arthropoda; Insecta; Diptera; Drosophilidae
Gene: bond
Product: elongation of very long chain fatty acids protein 7
Exons: 4
Coding region: 372-1340 (322 amino acids)
Biological process (GO): very long-chain fatty acid biosynthetic process; fatty acid elongation, monounsaturated fatty acid; fatty acid elongation, polyunsaturated fatty acid
Cellular component (GO): endoplasmic reticulum membrane
Molecular function (GO): fatty acid elongase activity
Source: RefSeq, a predicted model, not a curated record